AUGGCGAUGUGUCAUCUUCUUCAACUUCUCAGUAUAUCAUUGUUGUUGUCCGUUAAGGCUGAAAAUAAUCCUGAGCCAGAUACUAUCUCCAUGACAAUAAAUACGCAAUUGAAUCACCAAAAAGAUUUUAUAAUUUUACAAAAUGUGCCGAGUUUAUUGACACCAAAAUAUGUACUUCGAGUGGAGUAUCACUGCAGUAAGAAUAGCGUUGCGGGUGUUCAGAUCUAUGCAAGCUCCGAACUACGUCAACACGUGAAGGUGUUUGAACGAUUCUGGAAAUGUGUAACUAUGCAACAGGGGUCAAAGGUCAAACAUAUACUUUUGUUACUACCUGAUAUUAUGGGAUAUCGAGAAGAUUACAUCAUCAAAAACAGUAUUAAUGUGAAGGACGUUAACAUCAGAGCAUGGCUGAUUAGCGAGGAAAUGUUCGACAAUAAUCAUAAUACAGUAUAUAGCAAGUCACAUGCUAAAGUCAAGUACCAAGUGUCUGUUUUGCCACCGUACUCAAGGCCUUAUAAGGAACAUGAUGUUUGCCCUCAGUGGUAUAUUAAAUAUAGACAGAUAUAUGUGAAUAUGGUAAUUCCUGUGUGUCCUAUACAGCCAGAGAUUGUGGACCUUCUGACUUUCCCAGUGUCAUUCUCUGCUUCAAAUACUGGUGUGAGUCGACAGUUAAAUCAAUUCACUGAUAAAGUUUUGUUAAAAGAAAUGAAAGAAAAACAUUCUUAUCCAAUUAUUAUCCACCAUAAAUCACUCUAUGACAAUCAGUAUUUAACUCCUUUAUUGCUGAUCACUAAGGAUGGGUCUUGUUCUAAUGAUCUGAUACAAUUUGUGAAUAAUGAAUAUUCAAAAGAAAAUAAGAGCAACCAAUUACAAAGCUACAUUUGGAAAGAACCGAUAGCCGCCAAACAUCAGACGGUUUAUAAGAUAUUAAAACACAGGGUUCUGAAUAACAACCAUGACAUGUCUUCUAUUGGACAACAAUUAUAUGAAACAGCUUCAUCUAAGUUGACAUUCGGAAUAAAUCAACUAAAAAACAUGGUGGCCGUAUUAAAACAAGCCAGCUGCUAUGGUUACCACAAAGCUUCAUACAUGUUGUCAGUUUUGUACAAUAACGGUGUAGGACAGAAAAUUGACAAAAAUAAGAGUGGUUUAUACUUGUUGAUUUCAUCACAUGGUGAAUAUAGAGUUUCAUUGAUGGCUGCAGGCAACAAGCAUUUCUAUGGAUUAGAUGGAUGCAACCAAGAUAACGAUUAUUCAUUUUUGUACUAUAAAAAUAUAGCAGAUAAAACUAUGCAAGACAGAGAAAGACAUGACCCAACAGGGACUUUUACAGAACAUGUUCGACUUACAGACAGUAAGGUAUUAGAAACACAGCGAGGAGAGACAGGUGAUUAUUUCCUAUGGUUGAAACACCAAGCUAAGAAAGGUGUCAGUGAUGCGCAGAUAAAUAUUGCUAGAAUGUUAUUUUGGGGACAACAAGGUGUAGAUAGAAAUAUGGAGGCUGCUGUACACUUCUAUCAGAUAUCGGCCGAAGCCGAAGAUGCCACGGCUGUGUCUCUUUAUGAUUAUGGUGUUAUUUUAAUAAGGGGUCAAGGAAUAGAAAAGAACAUUCAUAAAGGUUUAGAAAACCUGAACAAAUCAGCAGAACUGGGACACGCACCAGCAAUCACAGCACUUGGAUGGUAUGCAGCCAAUUUUGAAAACAAUGUUGUUAAAGCAGUAGAGUACUGGGAGAAAGCAGAUAAGCUACAGAACAGAGAUGCUGCAUUCAACUUAGGACAUUUGUAUAACAGUGGGAAAUACCCUGGACAACAAGUCAAUCAGAAAAGAGCUUUUGAUUAUUUCUACAAAGCUGCACGUCUUGGCCAUAUUGAUUCCGGUGUGACCUUAUCCCAGUACUAUAAUCAAGGAGUGGAGAAUUAUGUAGAUAGAAGUACCCUCUAUGCUGCACUGUGGGCUAAAUAUAUUGCUGAGCACCACAGUCCAGAAAUUGGUAGCUUAUUAAAGCAAGGUGUGAAAGCAUAUCUUGAGCAAUCAUGGUCUGAAGCUUAUGUAUAUUACCUGAUGGCAGCGGAAUCUGGGCUGGAAGUAGCACAGUUUAAUAUUGCAUAUUUGUGUGAAGAAAACCAU
Molecule: messenger RNA, 2130 nt
Organism: Saccoglossus kowalevskii
Lineage: Eukaryota; Metazoa; Hemichordata; Enteropneusta; Harrimaniidae
Product: protein sel-1 homolog 3-like
Molecular function (GO): protein binding
Source: RefSeq, a predicted model, not a curated record